UUUUUUCAAUUUUCCACUCUACAAAUUUGUUUGAGUAAACGCGUGGAAUUACUCUAAUGCUCAAGCUUUGCAUCAGCGAAAAUACAACCCUGCUCGUUCCAUUCCGCCAUUUUGCUACUUAUACGAAGGCGACAAUAACGGAAUUUACAUUUGACGCGCAAAUUGCCGCGCACUUUGCGUAGUUUUGUGGCAAACAGAUGUGAUCUCCUCCGAAAUGAACCACAUAAUCCAGGACAAGUACAUUCCGCAGCAGCUGCUCUACUUCAUAGCGGGCAGGCGCUGCUGCCAGCAGUUCCCGUGCACUUUCCGAACCAGCGAACACGAAGCCUUCGCCAACAGCGCUCGCUCCUUAGGGCUGCGAUCGCAGGUGGUCCAUGUGAAUGGGAACAACUGUGUGAAGGUGUACAAGCAGGCGUGUCGCCACUACCUGGAGGAGCCCAAGACGCUGGUACUGUCCUCGGGUGCCACGCUGAACAUGUUCACGCUGCUGGGCAGAAAGUCGUUCAUGGUCAGGGAGGAUAUGGAGCUGUCCGCGGACUUAGUCCCCCUCAAGGCCAGUGCCUCGGAUUUGCCCUCACUGCAUCUGCCGCUGCCCGCCAUACGUCCCCCAAACCUGCGCUUUUGGACGGAGGCGCAGCUAAAGUUCUUGACUGCUUUUCCGGGUUACCCGCUGAAAGAGGAGAUCAUGCAGUCAUUGUACGCCAAUCGGGUUGUCGUGUUUAACGCCGUUCUCUCCUGGGACAAGCCCGUUUUCCUGCCCCUGAUCAUUUUGGAUGACUGCCGGAACAAGAAGUCCAACGUGAAGAUCAUCUGCAUCGAAAGGCAGGCCAUUCUGGCCACCUAUAACAGUCAGCGAAUAGCCAACUUCUUUGGCGAGCAGCUGGGCGAGACGGUGGGCAUCCAGUUACCGUACUUCAGCGCCGUUAGCUCCAGCACUUUCAUUAUUUUCUCGACGGCCCAGUACUUUCUGCGCUCCCUGACCAACCAGCAAUUUCGCAACAUCAGUCACCUGGUGAUGAACGAUGUGCACCUGCAUGAUCCCUAUGCCGACAUCCUGCUGAGCGAGAUCCGCAUGGCCUUGAAUAGCCAUCAAAACCUGAGGGUGGUGCUGCUGUCGCAAAUGGAGGACCCCAAGAAGUUCAUCGACUUCUUUGGCGAAGGAUCGCAACUGAAUAUGAUUACGCAGCAGGAGGUCGGACCCCGCGUCUCCUACUUGAACGACCUGCACAGCUGCAUUGCCCUGGCCGGAAUUCACAAGGGUCCGGACAUCUACAAGGAGGUCCCGGAGGCUUUCCGCUCCAACAACCCGCGCAACGAGCAGAUGGACAAGUGCCUGCAGGCCUACGGAGAGUUGGGCACGGAUGCCGCCCUACGUCCCUUUCUGUAUGCCGUUAACUACGACCUGGCUCCUGUGAACUAUCGCCACUCGCAGAACGGCAAAACGGCGGUGCACUUUGCCUCCGAGCUAAACAAGGCCAAUCAUCUCCGCCUGCUGCUGUUCAUGGGCGCCGAUCCCUACAUCGUGGACCUGUACCAGCAGAACGCCAUCUCGCUGGCGGCCAUGAACGGCAACCACGAGUGCAUCGAUGUUCUGAACAGCUACAGCCUGCACGGUUAUGUGGUCAAGAGCGCCAAGCCGGAUUUCAUGGACUACGAUCUCAUCAUUGACAUAAUGUAUCUAUUGCGUACCAAACCGGAGUAUUCGCCAGGCAACAUCCUCAUCAUUUUGCCCACCUACUACCACAUUGUCAAGCUGAACUAUAUGAUCCUGAGCCACUGCCUCACUGGCAGCCUACAGGAGUGCUCCAUAUUCCUGCUGUACGAUAAUAUGAGAAAGGACUACGUCGAGGCGCUUGUCAAUGCUCGCGAUGACACGGUGAAGGUGGUGCUGACCACGGAGAUAAUCGAAUCGCUCUGCCUGAAGGUUCCUUUCAAGUACCAAAUAGACACCGCCUGCCGGGUAAACAAUGUUUACGAUACCACAAGCUACAGCGGCGAGGAUCGAUUCGAAUGGGUGGCCAAGGACUCCUUCCUGCGAAGGGAGUUAAUCCUUCACCCCAAUAACGGGGAUGCACAAUGCUUCCGUCUGAUAAAGAAGGAGGCCUAUGAAGAGCUUGGCGAGACAAGUCAGCCUAGUCUGCAAACUAUGCCGCUGGACAAGAUCUGCCUGGCAAUAAAAUUCCUCUCGCCCAAUAUGAUUAUAAGCGAAUAUCUGGGUCUGACCAUCUCACCACCACCGCUGAUCAACUUGCACCAUGCGGUGCAGUUCCUCAAGAAAAUAGACGUGCUGGAUGACGCCGAGGAUGUGACCUGGCUGGGCUGCCGGCUAAUGGACAUUCCGGUUAACUGCCAACUCGGCCGCAUGCUGAUCUUCGGCAUUCUGCUGCGCUGUCUGGAUCCAAUACUCACAAUAGUCAGCUCUCUGUCGACGGCGGAUCCGUUGGGCAUUCCGUUUACCGAGGACAUCGACCACUUGUGGGACAGGUUCACCAUUUACAUCCAGAACAGCAUCAAGAAGGAGCGGGCCUUCCUGUCCGACAAUCAGUUUUCCGAUCACUUUAUCUUCGUGCGCUUGUAUAAGGAGUGGCAAAAUCGAAUGCACAACAGAACACCGCCUCUAUACCUUAAGGAUGAAUAUGAUUUUAUGCUGAAUGGGUUGAUGGAGUACCUCACCUCUAUUCGUUCCGAGAUUGUGAGCUCCUUGCGUGCAGCCAAUUUGAUCCACAGCCGAGGCAAGCUGAGCAUGAACAAUCUCAACCAGAUGUCCGGCAAUUGGCACAUGGUUAAGGCGGCCUUGACGGGUGGGAUGUAUCCGAACAUUUGUGCAGUGGACGCUAGGAAGAGUGCCCUAAAGUCAGCCUUUUCAGGGAAUAUUUACAUGCACCCGAACACCGUGCUCAGGGAUUUCUUGGAGCCACUAAACAUUUCGGCCCAAAACUUCCGCACACCGUGGAUUGUGUGCAACAAGCAGAAGAACCACAUCGUGUACGCCACCCUGGUCGUUCCCCUGGCUGUCGCCAUGUUUUCUGGACAUCCACGGAUUCACCUCUCCUCGAUUUGCGACAGUGAAACGAGUUUGACCGAUCGCAACGUUAACGUCUUUAUAGACGAAUGGAUCUGGAUGGUUAUGUCCAAGGCUACUGCGGAAAUGAUGAUGCGAACGCGUCAUUACUUCUUUCGAAUGUACCACGAUCUGCUGAAGCACUGCAGCGAGCUGGAGAUGUGGCGCCGCGACUCCGAGCCAGUUUCCCACUACACGUUGCUCACUGAUACCCUAUCGAAGAUCUUCGAGAGCGAGGAUGUUUUCGUGGGCUUCUCUAAGCCUCCGCCUAUAACCUUUCUACCAACUCCUCAGCUGCCAUCCUUGUAUCUGCUCGCCGUCAACGCCCAAUUCAGUUGGGCCCGGGAAGUAGAGGAGAACACGCCACCGAAACCACACCAUUUCAAUUCGCAUUUCAUCGAGAGGCAGUUCUUCGUGCUCUACGCAGGCGGCGAUUGCGAGGAGUUCCACAGCAAAAACACGCCAGCCUUUAUUGAAAGUGUUCUCGCUAAGUUUGUCAGACCGAUCGAGACACCCAACAGACAUAUCUUUGUGAUCCUGUACAGAAAGGAUCCAGACGUGAUGCUCAGCAUUAGUCGAGCUAAAACAGUCAAUGGUGUAUUUGUGUUGAAGGAGUACUUCCGGAACAACAUUCCUGUGUUUGAAAUUUUAGAUGCGUGUGUGUCGUUAAAUGUGAAGAUACCAGUGUUUGAUGGUCGCCUAAUGUCUGCUCUAAUUGACAAACGUGUCGGAAACUUAAUUAUGGAUUUGUUUGCCUUCCGACACCACUGGAUUCACAAGCGAUAAAGCCUAGUGCCUCGGGCGUAUCUUCUAUGCUAAUUCAGAUUACAAAAAAUUAAGAAUAAUCCGUACGUGGUGAACGAAGUAGGACUUGAUUGUGCCUUUUAUUGCUGUGCAGUGAAUAUUAAUUUUAAACGCAUUUCAUUUAAGUGAACGCUAAUCGAAAUCAAAAUACGUAUUUUUAAGUACCAUAAGCGAAAUGGAAUGGACUUGUUUGCAAGCAUCGUAGUUUUUACCUAAUUGUUGACAGUCUGAAAUGUGCAUCCCAAUCAUAAGUUGAUGUGAGA
Messenger RNA from Drosophila erecta, 4128 nucleotides. RefSeq names its product benign gonial cell neoplasm protein (gene bgcn). Gene Ontology annotation, cellular component: intracellular anatomical structure. The transcript has 5 exons. The record is from RefSeq and is a predicted model, not a curated record. Gene Ontology annotation, molecular function: protein binding; RNA binding. NCBI's taxonomy places the organism in Eukaryota, Metazoa, Arthropoda, Insecta, Diptera, Drosophilidae. The coding region runs from base 215 to 3847 and encodes 1210 amino acids.